AUGGAUACCACUGCCGCAGCCUCGACGCUGACCCGGCAACGCUUCAGCGUGGCUGUCCUGUCGCUUGCCGCAGCCGCGACGCUGGGCUACUUCUGCUACCGCAUCUACAGCCCGCCGCUUCCCGAGCCAUCUCCCGACCGUCGCCUCCACCGGAGCAACGCGGUCCGCCACCGCCGGCGCUCGCUUCCAGAUGUCACCCACACACAUGCCCACACACACGCCAACGAUCGCGGCCGUGACCGCGAACCUUCCGAGGCGUCCACCACGUCGGCCGAGACCCAGCCGGACGAGAACAUCGACGUCAACACGGUCCGCCCUUUGAACGACGCCGAGACUGUCGCCGAUGAGCACGUGCUCGACGACAACUGGUACGACGACGCCAACAAUCAGUUCGGCGGCCUGCAACAACGCGCAGGCCAGAAUAUUGUCAGUUUGCUCUUCCGUGUUUCCGAGGACAACGCCCGUCGCAACGCCUACGUCCACCGAGGAUGCCAGUGCAACAGCUGCGGCGUUACGCCCAUUCGCGGCAUCCGCUACCGCUGCGCCAAUUGCGUCGACUUCGACCUCUGCGAGGCGUGCGAGUCGCAGGGCUUCCACAUCAAGACGCACGUCUUCUACAAGAUCCGCGUCCCCAUCCCGCGACUGGGCGCCCGCCAGCUGCAGCCCACGUGGUACCCCGGCGACCCCGAUAACUGCCUGAGACCUCUCCCCAAGCACCUGAUGCCCAGGCUGUCUAAGGAGACCGGCUUCGAGCGCCCCGAGCUUGAGGCCCUCUGGGAGCAGUGGACCUUCAUGGCGAACACUGAGUGGCGAGAGGACCCGGAUGAGCUCGGCUUGGCGAUGGACCGGAAGACGUUCGAGCGCUAUCUGGUGCCAUCGGGCGGCUACAGGCACAUCGCUCCGAAUCUGCUGCACGAUCGCAUGUUUGCCUUUUACGAUGACAACAACGACGACCUCAUUGGCUUCUCCGAGUUUCUCCGCGGCACCGCCUAUCGCAAAAGGAAGGACAGACUCCGCAGGAUAUUCAACGGCUACGACAUCGACGGUGAUGGUUACGUCAGCCGCCGCGAUUUCUUGCGCUUAUUCCGAGCAUACUACGUCGUGUUCAAACAUCUCCACAAGGACAUCGUCGAUGGUCUCGAUGACCAGCUCAUGAGCUCCACCGAUGUCGAACAGCUGGUGACCAGUAGGCAACCGCUGAGCAGUCUAUUCGGCCGUGAGGGAGGCAUCGCCGAGGCCGACCUGGGCCGUCCGCUGGAGGGCAAAGUCGUCAAUCUCCACACGGGAGAGGUGCGCGUUACGGAUGGGGCGACGAGGGCGGUGAACGAGAGCGCGCCAGACACGGCCGACCGCCGGUCGGUUCUGACCAGCGUGUAUACGAGGCAGGCACACGGCGCCGAGAGCCUCUUCGGGCCUGUCACGGACAACCCACGGCCAGCCGGCGAGCGAGCAUCUGGGCUAGAGUACCUGAGCGGUCUGUUGAACCCACCGUCCCGGGUCAACGAGCUACCAGCAUUGCUCGUGGGUGAGCGGCGUGAUAACGGCGACUUCCUGUUUGUCCUUAAUGGCCGCGGUGGCCAAGAAGGAAGCGGCGAAGCACAAGAAACCCAGGCUAGAGGCGAAGACGCACCAACUUCUGGCGAUCACGGCACGUCUGCGUCCGGAGAGGACAGGGCCGAGGAUCGUCUCGGUGCAAACGGGUCCUCGGAUGGUGGAGUCGCCGACGAGCCGGACAUGCGUCGGCCCGCUUAUAGCGCCGUGUCCAGUCGUCGCAUCAAAGUGAAUGCGCGAAGGAAGCUGUUCGACCGUUGGAAGAGGAGGCAAUUCUACUUGGACGAGGAAGAAGGCGUGCUUCCUCCCGAGGACUGGAGCGACGAUGACGAUGUUCUCGCCAGUCUCAGUGGCCCGGCUGAUGAUACCAAAGCUUGUCAGCCGCCAUUAUCUUCUCGAUCACGAUCGUCCUCCAAGGUUAGAUUUGCCGAAGACGCCGAUGACUUCGACGUCCGGUCAAACCCUUCGACCUCAUCGAGGAGCAUUCCGGAGAGGUGGGGAGGCAUGGAGAUUCCUGAUGCGGAGCGGGACGUCGGCAAGGAGAUUUUCUACCAAGUCAUCCAGCAGGCCUUCAACGAGAUGCUAGACACGAUCUUCAAGGAGAAGGAAGACCUUGCCGUCCAGGCUGCCGAGACAAAGGAACUGCGCGACAAGUACCGGCACGCCUUUGAGUCCAUCAAUCCCGACGAGGAGAACGAGCCCCAGGCAAACCUUGACUCUGCGUCCGGAAGAUCCAAAUCUCCCCGCGACCAGUCAUUGCAGGAACUGCCGGACGCCAGUGGCUAUUCGGUCGACCCUGCAGCCGCCCAGCCUGAGGGUCACCCUCGAGAAGAAGUCGAGGAUGAUGAGGACGACGGCGAAACCAGCGCCGAAGAAGACGAUGAUUCCUUGCCCCCGCUGAUAGCAGAAGACGAGCGAUCCGGAUCCGCCGAGUUUGAAGUGUACCGCGACCCGACCAUGCCUCAGUUCCGACCGAACUCCAUCCCAACAGUCCGCGAGCGGGAACCCAAGCAGAGAGAGCCUCCAUCCUCGUCUUCAGUUCCGUCGAUUGAGGGAGUCACGCCGCCAGAAACACGUGUGCCACCCUCUGCGCCCGGAAAGCCGACGAGCAUGUCGGCCGGCACCGGAACCGGAGCGCGCGGCAGCGCCUCGCCCGUUCCGAUCCCGCGUAGCACGCUGAUCCAAUGGAGACGUCUCGAUCUUGCCGAGGAGGAGGCAAAGACCCGCGGCGGGUGGGGCAGGCUGAACUACGACGAGUUUGAGCGUGCCUACAAGGCGGCAGACGCAAGGGGAACCCGCAUGGACUAUCUAGGCACCUGGGUGGACUUUUGCAUCCCAUGUGUCUAGCGGGUUCCCGAUGACAAUGGCCUCUUGAGCGAGUGGUGUGAUGAUGGUCUGGAUCGAGCAGUGUUUGAGCGCUGAUCCCACGGCGCUCGGGUGUUUAAGGGAGACAGACUGCAGAGCGGCCGGUCCAAAUGUCUCUUGGUGUCACGGUCGGUGUAAUAGAACAUACUUAGCAGUGCAUAGCAAGGAGGAAAAGAAAAGCCACGAUCCGUG
This is a messenger RNA of Thermothielavioides terrestris NRRL 8126, 3108 nucleotides long. RefSeq lists its product as uncharacterized. The transcript has a single exon. Bases 1 to 2898 code for a protein of 965 amino acids. The record is from RefSeq and is a predicted model, not a curated record. NCBI's taxonomy places the organism in Eukaryota, Fungi, Ascomycota, Sordariomycetes, Sordariales, Chaetomiaceae. Gene Ontology annotation, biological process: aggrephagy; endosome organization; mitophagy. Gene Ontology annotation, molecular function: K63-linked polyubiquitin modification-dependent protein binding; calcium ion binding; zinc ion binding. Gene Ontology annotation, cellular component: amphisome; aggresome.